AUGAAUGAUGUGCAGUCUGCGGUCGAAUCAGCCCGACAGGGGUACCAGACAAAGUCAAAAGGAUCCAAGGUUCAGUCUGCUUUAACAACCUGCUCAUCCAGGAUAAUGUUCUACGGAGGUGAUUCAAUGGGACGUCACUUGAAGAAUUCUGUUCUCAAUCAUGAAGAGUUACUUGUUGAAAUAUCGAAAGCAGUGUCUCGUAUCGCACUCGUACUGCCCAGGACUGAGCUACACUCCGUGCUGUACCCCACACCACGCAUACAGGACGCUGUAUCCCAGCUAUACGCAAAGAUUAUAGAGUUCGCCGUAAUGGCAAUCAAGUGUCUAGGGUUUAACCCCAUUGUCGAAGAGAUUGCCGAACGGUCGAAGGAUGUCGAUGAGCUGGCCAGCGCAGCGGUUAAAGCCGAGAUUAGGGAUUUGCAUGUCAAUGUCCACAGGCAAAAUGAGACUAGACUCCAACUGACAGAGAUGGUUUCUUGUAACAACAGCAGUCUCUCCAGACACACUCUCCUUGCGUUGAUAGAAGAGCAUAGACAAAUGUUCAGGGUCAGUCAAAUUGAGGACAUAAGGACAGUCGCGCUACUAGAGGAUACGGCAGUAGCAGACGACAGCCUAGCCUGGUGCCGGUCGAUGCGAAAUCGACGGAGGCAGAAAGCACCCACAAGAGUUGGAGUGAAGACUAGCUCGCUUGAUUUUGCAGCUGAUUUCCUUGACAUAGUUCUUGAGCAUGGGUACCCUGUUAUCUGGGCCUUGUCUUCCAUUGUCACUGAGGUCGAUGAUGAUAGCCUGGUCCCGUCGGUUUCAGGCAUAAUUCGCUCACUCAUCUCACAGGCUUUGGCCUUGAACAAUGCUGCCGUAAGUGAAGGCAGUAAUCCUCUCACGCCCAAACACUUCAAGUCUGCUGUCAGCAUCAUGCAGUGGUUUGAUAUACUUGAUCGUUGCGUGUCAAGUUUCCAGCAGAUAUUCAUUGUUCUCGACAUGAACGUUAUUGAAGCUGCUGUGGAGGAAAAGGAAGCCGAGGAUCAGUUUUUCAAGAUCAGUGACUUCGUAGAGCGGGUCUCACGUAUCGCACAAUCAAAACAGAAAGCCGUCAAAGUCAUAUUUGCAUCGUGGAGGUUUAAUGCGAUUACCUCCUUAGAUGCCGAGUCUAUUUUCGAUGACAGGCGUCUGUUCACCGAUAGAGGGCGGAAGAUCGAGCGGCUGAUGAAACAACCAAGGUUUCGAGCUGCGUUUAAGAGAAAACACCAGAACUUCCAUGACAAGUUUAGAUCUUCGAUUACUCUGGGAGACGAAGAUUCAAGGCCGUGA
Molecule: messenger RNA, 1308 nt
Organism: Colletotrichum phormii
Lineage: Eukaryota; Fungi; Ascomycota; Sordariomycetes; Glomerellales; Glomerellaceae
Exons: 5
Coding region: 1-1308 (435 amino acids)
Source: RefSeq, a predicted model, not a curated record